AUGUAACAAUAGCCAAGUUUGUUUUUUUAGUGUCAAUCAUAUGUUGCUGAAUAGAGCAAACCUGUAAGCUUGAUUGAGUUUACAAAAGAGGAUGUGUAAAAUUAGUUACUUUAAGAAAAAUUAUCAAAUUCUCGAAAUCAAAUAUCAGAUCAUAAACCUAAAUUAAGCCUUUAAAAUGACAAGAGUAUAAAUUUGUUGUCAUAAUAUAGAUAGUUAAUCCAUACAAUUCAAAUUGGGCUAAUUUUUAGCUUAAUAAACGAUACAACAUACAAGUUAGAUGCUAAGGAAAUUAAUGGGUUAUAAAGAAAGUGAUAGAAGAUGAAC
This is a messenger RNA of Paramecium pentaurelia, 324 nucleotides long. The record is from the annotation of a GenBank genome assembly. NCBI's taxonomy places the organism in Eukaryota, Ciliophora, Oligohymenophorea, Peniculida, Parameciidae.